AUGGCCGGGCGGUACGAUAAAAAUCCCUUCGACGAGGAGGAGGUGAACCCCUUCGCGGUGAGUGAUCCGUCGCACCCCUGGCUACGGGCUCAGAUCUGGUUUGUCCGUGGCCUCCUCUCUGCUCUACCCACCACCCUGAUUAUUUCCUCUCCGAAUUGAUGGCGGUUGGCGCCUACGCCCUCGAAUUGGAGUUUCGAGGGGUUUCGCUAUGAUUCUUAGGGCGGUCUCGAGUUCUUUCCGGGUUGCCAACUGGAGGUCAGGAAGUCAACGGUGCGUACAAUGGUUUGACGUUGGCUUUGGUGAAUUCUGUAUGCCCGCGGACUCGGGAGGACGUGGAGAUACCGUGCAUUUGUUACACGAGGGACUAUCUCCCUUUCGGUUUUUCCUGUUCAAAAGGGUUGCUGUUUCAGUGUGUUGUCGAGGUUCUGCUGUUGUGGAUCAGAUGUGUCCGGAUUUACAGUUUGACGGAUAGUUACGGGAUCCUGUUGUGAUCACCUUUGGUUGACCUAUAUGCCAGCAAGAUGAUUUUAGAUGAGGUGGAGCAGUUCGUCCACCUCAAUUAGAAAUUAGACGACUGACGAUUAGGCUUCCUUAAUUGGAAUGAAACUACGACUGCAAUUUAAAUUCAUUAAUGGUUUUUCACCCAAUAAUUAAUCUUUAUCCAAUUUUUUUCAUGGAAUGACAAGGCUCCAUAGUCAUGCUAAUUCAAGAUUGGAGUGUAUUAUGUGGAUGAUACCUCGAGGAUCAACCAAAAUGAUUUAUUUCUACCAUGGAGUGCUACUUUCAAUAUUAUUAUUUCACUGCGAUAGUGAUGGAUUAGAAGAGGGAGAAGGAGAAGAAGAGGGAAUAUCAGGAGCAUUAGGAAUCAUCUCUUGGUAUCUUUAAGAUCUAUCGUUAUUACCUCUGUUCUACCAAUAGGAUGCACCGAUUUCAGUGAUUUACCAACACUUUUCCUACUUGUUUGCAUAUUAAAUCUAUUAUUGACAGAUCUAUUGACACGCAUACAUUGGAAUACAACCGUACUCAGGCAUUGUUCCAGCUUUUAUUUUGUGGCAUCCUGAGUUAUAGUAGAAAAACUAUAUUUACAUUCUUGAACUCACAUGUUUUUGUCCCAAGAACCUGGAUGGUUAUACUUUCCGUUUCUAGCCUGAGACCCCACUCGUUUUUGUAUCUACAUGCUUGUAGGUAAUAUGGUUUUAACUACCCCUGUAGAAAAUAGCUCAAUAUGCAUCACCAGCUAGGCACGAAGUUACUUAAUAAUGAAAAACCCCAACGAUAGCUGUGCUUUGAAUUUUUUUUUUCUUAUUUGAUUUGGUUUGUGUGGAGAGUCUAAGGAGCACAUUGAUUGCUCUAGUAUAGUUUUCCCUGGAAGCCGUUUGCUACUCUAAUGUGAUAAAACUAUAGAUAACACUAAAAAAAAGCCAAAAAAAAUCGAAAUGGAUAUUUUUUGCAUAUUCUAAUAGUUUGGUUUUACUUUUCAUUAUUCUGUUUUACUAUCAGCAUCACUCGUUUGAAAAGUACCUUCCUCAAAAUGAGAAAGAUUCUCGUUGUUACGGAUAUUCUUCUUAUGGAUGGCACGGAAAUAGUGAAGUUUUAAAGAUACGAGUAGCUUCUCAGUGAAGUCUGUUUAUUCUGCAUUUUCUGGGAUAGUUCUUGCUGACUAAGAUUCCUGAGCCUUAUUUGUUGGGAAGCUGGGACGAAAAUCGAAUAGUUCAAAGAGCCUAUGAAUCUUGAUUUGGAUUCGACAAGAUAGAUCAUUUUCUUUAUAUGAUUGAUGGUAUUCUAUAUCAUAUAACCACAAGUUCUUUGCAUCCAUUGCAGGAUCCUGCAGUCCGUAGAAAUGCGGCACCAUCAGCUUAUAGUGGCGGUGCAUUCUAUAUGAGUGUAAGGACUUUUUCAUCAAUUAUAUAUACGUUCAAUCUUGUUCCUCAUGUCAGUGAAGGCAAGACAUGACCUUCCUAUCUUCAUGGUUUCUUAAAUAUCUCUAUUUGGUAUUUUUUUUAUUGUUCCUAAAUGUCCAAAUAAUGUUUCGGCAUAAAUGAAUUCAAUUUUUAUUUGAAUGUAGCAGUCCUUUCUUCAUUUCUCUUUGAAUAAUUAAACACUUUGAAGUGAGUGGAAAGGAAAAUAAUUUUUCCGGUCUGUACUCGUUUUAAUUGUAUGAUGUCUGAUUGACGUACACGAAUUGCAAGAUUUUUUCGUCCCACCAAUUUCAAGGGUAUGGAGAGAAUAUGCAUUGGGAAAUUAAGGGUGGAAAAAGAUGCCAAUCACAGUCACGAAGUGGAGUAUCAUUAGCUUUCAUGAUGUAAAGCUGUAAUUCUGUUGAAGCCAAUCAUAAUCCUACAACUCUUCGUUUAAUCUAGUUAAAUAUGUGAGGUGAGUUAUUUGAAAGGAGUUAUAUGGUUAUCCUAACCAAGAUAUACUCGGAUAGAUUUUCAAAUCUACCUAACGACAAUCCAAAAAGCAGGCUCAUUACCAAACCGAUCACAUUACCUCAUUUUUUAUGCUAUGACAUGAAAUGGCAUUGUGAAUGUGAAGGUCUCUGGCGACUAAUUUGACAUGCUUCGUACAUGCUAUGACAUGAAAUGGCUUACUGAUCAUGAUUUUCGUAGCAUUUAUCCCAACUCUGGAAAUCUGGUACAAUAGUCAUUUUAAAUUAAGUAUAAAAGAAAGCCCAAAUGAGAGAAUUAACCUAAAUGAGAUUUCUAGAGUUAUAUUUCUAAACCCUUAUUUCCUAUGACAUUAAAUAGCCUCGUGACAUGGUUGUCAAAUGUCAUCAUCAACCCUUAUUUCUUAUAGUAUCAUUUCCCAUGAUUGAAUUGAAAUAGUAAAUAGGCGUUGGGGGAAUCCAGAACUAUAUUGAUGAUGAGUGUAUAUCUUAACAUGCAUUCAUGUUUACAGGAGAUCAAGCCAUCUUGAUUUCUCUACUGGGUUUUAUCACCAUGGUCAUUGAGUUUCCUAGUUGCAAAUCAGCCAAACUAUUUAAUUAUUCUUACGGCCAUCGUUUUUUUCCAGUAAAUGUGUAAGGCAUAAGAUAAAUGGGGCGAUAUUUGGACCCAACUAUAGGCAUUUUACAUAUAUGGAAACAUACGUUUGCAUAGAGACUACGUAUUUGGGAUGUAAAUGAUUAGAAUAUAAGUCAAAAUAUGAUGAGAAAAAAAUAUGGAAGAAGUGUACUUCAUUAAAUAUAUGUUUGCGUAACGUAGGGAAAGGGAUAAGUGUCGUGUUUUAUACUUCAACUGGCAAGACACUUAAAAGUAAAGUCUAAAGAACACGCCUCCCUUGGGAACCAAUAAGGCUAGUGUGGAAUUUCAAACAUUAGGCUGAAAUUUUAAUUUCAAGCACUUUGCUGAAGCUGGGAUCUGGAUUAUCGUUUUGAUUCCCCUACUUGCAAUGAAGUACGGGAACAGGCAAUGGAAAAUAGACGGCCUUGGGGAAAUCCGGAACUAUAUUGUAUGUUGCGCCAGUGAAGCCAUAUAAAUUGGAUGUUGAAUAAAAUUUCUGCAAGUUCACAUGUUCAGUCUUUCACGAUUCGUUCUUGAAAUUGUAAUCUAUAAGUACCUUUCCAAUCCUUAAUACUUUAUGCAAAUAUCAUUUCCUUACAAAUAUAUCAUCAAACUUCAUUGUGGAGACGAUUCUUGAACAAUUUCAUGAUAUUUUAUUAUUUUCUUCUCUCUUGACUUGUAAAUUGCUGAAAAUAUCCAUACUUACUGACGCUUUGUUUUUAUUAACUUUUUUUGGCUUACUGUAAAUGGUUUUAAAUGCCCAUGUGUUGUCUUCAGUAAAGAUAACGUUGUCUUUUUAUUUUAUUCGAUGGAGAUGUUCCCAGAGCACUGGCAGUGUACCUCAAGCUUCCGAUUCUAGGCUUUCACCACUCCCUCCUGAACCAGCUGAUUUCUACAAUGAUCGUGGUGCUACAAUUGACAUUCCACUUGAUAAUGCAAAGGUAUUUGAUGGCGCUUGACCGCAUUGAAAUUGUUCCUAAUUGUUGAUAGAUCUAUGAUCCCUGUGCCUUUUUUUUUUUAAUUUCAUUUUCCUUUCCAGGAUCUCAAAAAGAAGGAGAAAGAACUUCAGGCAAAGGAGGCUGAACUGAGGAAAAGGGAACAGGUUUGUACUGCUGGAACUGAUCUAAACAAGUUCUACGGAUGCAAAUGCCCCUUGACUCUGCAACUAUACUAUCUAUAAUUGAACAUGGCAAUAAAAACGUCUGGUUUGUCUUGAUCAGCAUCGAGGGAACUGCAAGGAAUGAUACAGACUUGAAUUUCGAGUCUAUUUUUCCUUCAGCAAGUUUAUUUGGAAAACCCGGCUAAUAAGUAACGAUUGAUUUCGUCUCGUAAAUCAUUACUGAUUGCUUGAGAUGUAUUUGGUGUCAUGUCACUCCUUCGUGUUCUGAAAAUUUCCAUGAUGGUGCUGUAUAGCAAGCCUUCCCUGAUGAAUUGCUUCAUUUGCUUCGUGUCUACAGGACCUGAAACGGAGGGAAGAGGCUGCAGCCCGGGGUAUCCUUGCAUUCUUUUUCGUCGCCAUAUUUUUUUGGCGUUCUAAUGAUAAUAUGGCUUAACCUUUCUAAAUCUUCUCUGUUGCAGCUGGGAUUGUUAUAGAGGAAAAAAAUUGGCCGCCAUUCUUUCCCAUUAUACAUCAUGAUAUCGCAAAUGAAAUCCCCAUCCAUCUGCAGCGAAUACAGUAUUUUGCAUUUGCAUCUUUCUUAGGUAUGAUACCUCAUUUUACUUACUCCAUGCUGUGGAAUUUUACGGGAUCGGAGCAGGGUACAUUCUUGUUUUAUGUUUUGGAGCAUUAUCGUCUGUGUUCUAUGCCACGGAGUUUCUUGAGAGACGAGCAUGGAUCUUGAUUCUCCAGAUAUGUCAUGUCAUGUCGUGCAAUUAGUUAUCAAGCUCUAGGCUGCCUUUGAGAUUAAAUCAAUCAAUGCCCAUGUGGAAGAGCUGUGUCGCAAUCGAUACCAGUGGAGGCUAUGUUCAUGAUAGUUGGAUUACCACGAGACUUAAUGUUGAAUGACUUGCAGGGUUGGUUAUCUGUCUUUUCUGGAACAUCAUAGCAGUGACGAGUGCUUGGAUCAAAGGAGAAGGUAUGAUCAUAGCAGUGAUCACCCCUGCGGACGAAAAAUCAUCUUGUUAACCGAAUAACUUUGAAUCUGAAUGCUGUAUGUCUCAGGCGGGGCAAAGAUCUGGUUGCUGGCUAUCAUAUACUUCAUCGCUGGUGUCCCGGGAGCAUACGUUUUGUGGUAUCGCCCUCUUUACAGGGCAAUGAAGUAAGCUUCUGAAGAUUAUUUGGUUCCUAGCUUGCAUGACAAGGAUAUCCAAACUGUUUGAGUUGGACCGUGUGAUUUCUAGUUUCUUCUGAAAUUGUAUUGCUCUCGAACCAUCGCAGGACCGACAGUGCGCUCAAGUUCGGAUGGUUCUUCCUCUUCUACCUGGUGAGCGAGCUUCCCUUCGCUAGCAGUGUUCUAAGCAUACUCCCUUCACCACCCUUCUGCUCUAAGCUUCCCGGCAUGGUGGGCUGUGUCUCAGGUUCACAUUGGCUUUGUGGUGUAUGCUGCCGUGGCACCUCCUGUCAUCUUCGAGGGAAGGUCCUUUGCGUAAGUCGCUCUGGUCACCAGCCCCUUUUCUUCAUGGCGGAAGAAAGAGCGUGUUGACUUUUGUAAUUCAUCAUCUUAUUUUUGACUAUGCAGUGGUAUUAUCACGACCAUCAAGAUCAUUGACAACAGCAUUGUGGUUGCGGUAAGCUCGGCUCGUUGACUUGCACCUACACAACAUCUGCUUGUUCUUGCCGAUGAUCCUACAAGUAGAGCAUCUGAGUUUCCGAUUGCGAUGCGUGCAGAUAUUUUACAUCAUCGGGUCCGGGUUCUUCUGCCUCGAGUUGCUCCUCAGCAUCUGGGUCAUCCAGGUGAGAAAUGAGCGCGUUGACUCUCCAAGAUAGAUAGAUAGAUAGAUGGAUGGAUGGAUGGAUAGAUAUCUGUGGAUUGACCGAGAUUGUUUUGGGACUGGUGGGUUUGGUUGCAGCAAGUCUACCUCUACUUCAGAGGCAGUGGAAAGGCGGCGGAGAUGAAGCGGGAUGCGGCGCGUGGGGCCAUGCGAGCCGCGGUUUGA
Messenger RNA from Spirodela intermedia, 6098 nucleotides. The record is from the annotation of a GenBank genome assembly. NCBI's taxonomy places the organism in Eukaryota, Viridiplantae, Streptophyta, Magnoliopsida, Alismatales, Araceae.